Caenorhabditis briggsae is the source of this 2751-nucleotide messenger RNA. Gene Ontology annotation, molecular function: beta-mannosidase activity. The record is from RefSeq and is a predicted model, not a curated record. The transcript has 12 exons. Gene Ontology annotation, biological process: glycoprotein catabolic process. Bases 1 to 2751 code for a protein of 916 amino acids. NCBI's taxonomy places the organism in Eukaryota, Metazoa, Nematoda, Chromadorea, Rhabditida, Rhabditidae.
AUGCAUAUGUCGCAAUGUGCUCGCCUUUUUUGGCUCUCACUUUUAUUAUAUUCUACGGAAGCAUUCAAUGAUUUGAUCGAUUUGAGCCUGCAGCCAUGGGAGUUCUGGUCAAGCAACAAGACUAUCAAUGGGACAGGAAAUGUUCCGGGAGACAUCUACUCCGAUCUAUUCGCAUCCGGAUACAUAGAGAGUCCGUUGUUCGGAGAGAAUCACCUCAAUCUGAGAUGGGUAUCCGAAGAAGACUGGACAUACCGAACAACAGUGUACCUUGGAAAAGAAACGCAGCAGCCAGGUUAUUUCCUUGACCUUGCAAGCGUUGACACAAUCGCCACCGUUUAUUGGAAUGGCGAAAAGGUUUUGCAUACGCGAAAUCAAUUUGUGCCUUACCACGUCAACGUAACCGAUCUCAUCAUCGAGAGUGGAGAGAACGAAUUGAUGAUCAAAUUCAAAAGUCCCGUUAGGUAUUCUAAACGAAGAGCAGAUGAAUAUGUUUCAGUUUUUGGUCAUAAACUCCCGCCAGACUGUAACCCAGAUAUUUAUCAUGGCGAGUGUCAUCAAAAUUUUAUCAGAAAAGCGCAAUACAGUUAUGCAUGGGACUGGGGACCGUCGUUUCCAACUGUCGGAAUCGCUGGAGACAUCUAUUUGAACGUUUAUCGAGGACAGCUGUUCCACGAUUUUACUUUUAAAACUAGAUUUAAUAACGGUAAAUGGCACUUGCAAAUGGAAUUUGAUGUUUUCCACUAUGGAUCCCGAACUGUGGACUUUGAGGUCCGGAUCCCAGAGCUUGGAGUUCGCGAAACCGAUUAUUAUCGUGUGUUAUCUUCGAAAAGCAUGCAAGGACGAUCUAAAUUGAGACUCAAGUUCUCGAUUCCAAUGGAAAAAGAGCCGAAACGCUGGUGGCCCAACGGGAUGGGAAAGCAGAAGUUGUACGAUAUUUACGUCGCAAUGGGAUAUCAAAGUAAUUUAAAAUUCCCAUCCCAUAUUAUUCGAUUUUUUUCAGAAAAGCAAAAGAAAAUUGGUUUCAAGACUGUGGAGUUGGUGCAAGACUACAUUGAUCCAAAGAAGCCUGAAUACGGAAGAAAUUUCUAUUUCAAAAUCAACGAUGUCCCGAUUUUCCUCAAAGGAACCAAUUGGAUUCCAGUUUCCAUGUUUCGAAACACCACGGAGAACAAAGCAAGGACCGAAUUCCUGCUGGACUCUGCAGCUGAAGUUGGAAUGAAUGUGAUCAGGCUAUGGGGAGGAGGAUACUAUGAGUCGAAUGAGUUUUACGACUAUACAGCUCAGAAAGGGAUUCUCGUUUGGCAAGAUUUGAUGUUUGCAUGUGCUCUUUACCCUACCACUGAAGAAUUCAUCAAGUUAACCGACGCCGAAGUCUACAAUCAAAUUGAUCGUAUUGCGGACCAUACGUCUCUCUUAGUCGUAGCCGGCAACAAUGAAAACGAGGCAGCGAUCAGAGGACACUGGUGGAAAACUUCCAAUUACACAGAGAAUCAACAAGUCAAGGACUAUGUGCUUCUCUAUAAAAGAUUUGCCAAGAUAGCGAAGGAAUUGAUGCCGAACGUUCCUUUUGUUAUGUCCAGUCCAUCGAAUGGAGUUGAAACUGAAAAAGAAGGAGGUGUUGCCAAGAACCCGUAUGACAACCGAUACGGUGACAUUCAUUACUACAACGAGUUUGUCAAUUUGUGGAGAGAUGAAACGUAUUUGACACCGAGAUGCGCGUCUGAAUAUGGUGUUCAGAGUUAUCCAUUGAGAGAAACCAUGCUCAACUGGAUCAACGAGUCUGAUUGGGAGUACACAAGCAAAACGAUGUUCCAUCGGCAACACCAUCCAGGAGGAAUCGCCACGAACCUUCUUAUGAUAUUCCAACACUUGCCGAUUCCAUCUGAAUGCAAAUCUAUCAAACGAGAAAACAUCCAUCAAUGCAAAUAUGUCACAUCCAGCUCAUACAUGAGCCGAUUGGCCUACUUCUCUCAAAUUCAUCAAGUCAUUGCACUUAAAGUUCAAACGCUACAUUAUAGAAGGUUCAGAAACAUCACAACUGAAGAUGGUUUAGGGAACACAAUGUGUGCGAUGUAUUGGCAGUUGAAUGAUGUAUGGGCAGCACCAACAUGGUCUACUAUUGACUUCGACCAGAAUUGGAAGCUGGCUCAUUAUGAAGCCAGACGUUUCUUUGCUAAUUCUGCUAUUUAUGCUUACGCUGACGAAGCAGAUUUUAAUUUGAAAGUAUUCCUUCUCAAUGAUCAUAUGACACCGCUUCAAAAUGUGACAGUCAACAUACAACAACUCAGCUGGGGCAACGGACUCGACCCAAUUUUGACAGAAGAAUUCCACGUGGACAGUGUGCCAGCUGGGACAUCUCAAGUUUUGAAUACUGAAAUGAAGUUCUCCAAAAUCACGGAACUCUCCGAGUAUCUGUAUGUGUCCACUCUAUAUAAUUCGACAGGAGGUAAAAUUCAUGAGGACGUUUUGGUGCCGGAUUUCUUGUUCGAGGUUGACUUCAACACAUUUGGAGACGUUCGAAUCGGAGAUGUCAAGAGAAUCGACGAGCUGACCUACGAGGUGAAUGUCACCACUGACAAGGUCUCUCCAUUCACAUGGAUCUCAUGCAAAAAACCAUUCAUUGGAUGGUUCACCGACAACGGAUUCCACAUGAUUCAAACUCUCCGAACGGUGCGGCUCGUCACAAAAGUUGAAGUUGAUCUCCAGAAGUCUGACUUCGAAGUGUGUAAUCUGAAGAAUUGUUACGUGUGA